AUGUCUUACGGCUAUCCCCUCACUGCCGUGGGUGGCAGUGGAGAUUAUGUCUGGAGUGACUUGACUCCUCUGCCCCUCGAAAGUUCUGAUCUAAAAGGGCCUUUUUUAGAUCAGCAUAGCGACACAGCUGAUGAUUUCAUCACUUCCUCGAGUCAUAUCGCUUCUGUUAAUCAACGUGGUGAAGUAAUAAGUUUGGGGUUGGGAGAGUCUAUUAUCGUAUCUUCUGAUAGACAUAAUCCAGCAACAUGUGGAUGGAUAAAGCUAGAAACUGUUCGCCCCGCUCGGUUACAUUUUCUUUUAGAACGUGAUGAAGUGCUUAUUGCUCCGACUGCCGCUCAUCUUGAAGAAGCACUUUCAAAGACGGAUCAAUUUAUUAAGCCAAUGGAAAGAAAUUUUCCUAAGAUGGACCAAGUUCCUGACGAGGAUUCGAUACCGGAAUUACAAAUUCCAAUGAACUUCACUGAAGCCUCAGAAAAUCUCAUCGUUCUAACUAUCGGUCUAGUUCUCCUUGACACUAGCGGGCGCUCGCUUACUGAUUGUCGAAGUCUGAACAUUACUAUUCGUCCACUUGAUCCAUCCAUAGUAAAGGUUAUACCUGGUAAGUGUUGUUCAUAA
Messenger RNA from Protopolystoma xenopodis, 615 nucleotides. NCBI's taxonomy places the organism in Eukaryota, Metazoa, Platyhelminthes, Monogenea, Polystomatidea, Polystomatidae. The record is from the annotation of a GenBank genome assembly.